Molecule: messenger RNA, 2784 nt
Organism: Hemicordylus capensis (graceful crag lizard)
Lineage: Eukaryota; Metazoa; Chordata; Lepidosauria; Squamata; Cordylidae
Product: mitochondrial ubiquitin ligase activator of nfkb 1-A-like
Exons: 5
Coding region: 43-1272 (409 amino acids)
Biological process (GO): organelle organization; protein ubiquitination
Molecular function (GO): ubiquitin-protein transferase activity
Source: RefSeq, a predicted model, not a curated record
UCGGGAGUCGUAGUCUCUCAACCAAAGGACAACCAUUGGGGUAUGGCGCGGCACUCAGGUUUUCCUGACUUCAUUUCCCACAUGUCCUUGCGGGGACGGGUAAACGCUGAUCUCUCGGGCUGGGCUAGAAUGCUGCCCUUGGGAAGGGAAGGUCCUGAUGACGAUGCGGAAGACGCCGUGGUAGCUCCGCCGGGGAGCCACAGAGAAGAAACACAGAUGGAUGCCUUGCCCAUCACACCAGGAGAGCUAGUUUGUUUGGGUUCCAGCCUGGCUUUCUCUGGCCUUUUCUAUUACCUGCACAGGAGGAAGGCUAAGGUGGUGGCCAAUAUUCAGGAGGCACCAAAGCUCCAAGUCAGUGACAGCCUUCCCAGCAUUCUCUCUGCUACGAGUGGCAGCUGCCUGCGCUAUGUUGCCAUUGAAGGGGUGGUCCAGCCAGCUGAGUCUGCUCUGACCAGCCCAUACCACAAGGAGCUGCAGGGAGUGAUUGAAAGGCUGGUGCUAAAGGAACAUCGGCUGGUCUGGAACAGCUUGGCCCGGAGUUGGACCGACAGUGAGCGGGUGGUGCUGGAGCAGGUGCACACGGUGCCCUUUGUCCUGACCCCUCCCAGCGGCAGCCCCGCCGGGGGCCAGGUGAGCGUGGAGUCCCCCCUCAGCGCCCUUGAGCUGCCCUUGGAGACGGUGUACGAGCGCUUCCAGCAGACCUCCCACGGCUUCAAGGACCUGGUCGGCCACUACCUCAGCGGGGAGAAGCCCAAGGGCUUCCUGGAGACCGAAGAGAUGCUCCUGGUGGGCAGCAGCCUCACCGGCAUCGGGGAGCUGGCCCUGCGCCCGGACGGCUCCCUCCACCUGCAGCCCCCGGCGGACGGCGCCGGCUACUUCCUGCGCCUGGGGGACUGGCAGACGCUGCUGGCGGAGCUGGAGUCGGCUAGCAGCUUCUGGAAGUGGGCCGCGGCGCUCGGCGGCCUGGCGGCUGGUGCCGUCCUCCUGCACGCCCUCCACCGGGCCUACCGGCGCCGCCGGCUGAAGCAGGAGGCAGCGGCGGAGCGGCAGGCCUUCGACGACCUCCGCCUGCAUAAGCCCUCUGCCCUGGACCUAUCCGACGAGCCCCCCGAGCACACCUGCAUCAUCUGCCUCACCAACCUCCGCGAGUGCGUCCUCCUGCCCUGCGGCCACGUCUGCUGCUGCUUCAGCUGCUUCCAGGCCCUGCCCAGCCGCUGCUGCCCCAUCUGCAGGGGGCCCAUCUCCCGCGUGGUCCCCCUUUAUCAGGCCUGACGGAGCAGCCGGGGCGAGGUUGGGACGCCCGCUCAGCCCGUGGCACCGCCAGCGCAGCGUGCGAGGGGCUGACAGGACGGAGGGGGCGGCCACAUGGCGGGCGCGCCAGUUCUGGGGGUUGGGGGGAGGGCUGCAAGCUCGGCCCCCUUGCUCAAGGCUGGCGGAUGGGGCGCUGCCCCCGCCCUGCCCCUCUCAUUGACGGGAGGGGGUUGGCCUGGCCGUGAAGCUCCGCUGGGCCGAAGGGUGUGCCGAGGAGUGCUGUGUUGAUCAGUUUUGUUUUUUGCCAAGUCCUAGAGCUGCUCCAGCCGCCUUUGUGUGCAAGCGGGGAACAGGAAACCCCAGUAGGAGUCGGCGAGUCACACAGAUACAUGGCGCAUGAUGCAGGUCCUGACCCCGGGCUCACGUUUCCUGCACAUGGCCUCCUGCAGUCUGGGCAGAGUUCCUUUCUGAGCCUGACUUGCCACACUGGGUUGGCGUUUCCUAGUCUUGGUGUUUGGCCUUUGUCCCCAAGGAAAGGGGGGCGGGGGGUCAGCGGGGGAAAGGCAGCACCUUUGCCUACUGGCCAGAGAGGCCGUCCUGUUCUUCACGGUCUACCAUAGGCUGGAUUUUUGACAGAAGAGCUUAAAUUUUUUUUUAAUAGAGCACUUUUUUUCUGCUUCAGCCACCUCUAUGCAGCUGUUAAUUGGGUUGAUGUGAAUGCUGCAGGUAGUGGCUACUGCCUUGGGCUUUUGUUUGGGCAAGGGUCUCCUCACCGUUGCCCCCGUCCUGGGGAGCUGUCUUGAAACGGCCUCUGUGCAGAAACCAGGGUUUCAGGUGGCCCUCUGAAGAAGCCCGUCCGAGAGUGAGUUCUCCUUGAGUCAGGGAGGCCCUGACGGGCAGCUCCACACACACUGUGCCAACCUCCUCACCAGCUCUGAACCUCCCCUGUUCUGCAGCUGCCGAGGAGCUUGAGGCCAUUCUUUCCCGCUUGAGUCAGCCCAUUGCUAAGCAGCAGAUUCUGAUUUAAUUAUGAAUUGCUGGUGACUGUGUAGUUCAUCCUGGAAUUGCAUAGAUCUCUUCCUCCCCAUCGCCCACUCCAUGCGGAAGCAUUUGAGGCAGAGAGUCAGUCCAGCCUUGGGGGAGUAUCCCUGGGGUGGCACAGCUGGUUUGGCUGUUGGCUUGCUGGCAAGGGGCGUCUCCCUGGUCUGGCUGCCCCCCCCCGAUUGUCAGCAUCAAGUGGCGGAUGGACCGCAGAGGCUCCUUGGCUGUUCUUGGCUCUGCUAGUAGAUCGGGCUGAUGCAUUGGCACCCUGCUCUGGGGACAGGCUGAGCACUGGAAUGGCACACUCAGCUGGGUGGCACUCAGGAAGCGUUGAAUCAAGAUGUACUGAUAAAGGGUCCAAUGUCUCUUGACUCGGAAGCACCAGUACAGUAGAGCUUUAGAGACGGACGUGUGGAUGGAAGAACCCGAAGGGAUGUUCCUGAGCUCCAGAACGUGGCAAAAUAAAUGGAGCAAUAUUCUUAGUCACAAGAA